Messenger RNA from Gekko japonicus, 1007 nucleotides. It is a transcript of the gene ARL4D, whose product is annotated as ADP ribosylation factor like GTPase 4D. NCBI's taxonomy places the organism in Eukaryota, Metazoa, Chordata, Lepidosauria, Squamata, Gekkonidae. The coding region runs from base 59 to 649 and encodes 196 amino acids. Gene Ontology annotation, molecular function: GTPase activity; GTP binding. The record is from RefSeq and is a predicted model, not a curated record. Gene Ontology annotation, biological process: intracellular protein transport; vesicle-mediated transport. The transcript has a single exon. Gene Ontology annotation, cellular component: cytoplasm.
CUGCAGGGGCUGUGAGCAGUCGCAACCUGGUCGCCGACCCCCGCCCCUCUGGUGGACGAUGGGGAACCAGCUGGCGCCCUUGCCCCCUCUGCAGGCCCUGCACGUGGUGGUGGUGGGGCUGGAUGCCGCUGGGAAGACCUCCCUGCUCUACCGCCUGAAGCUCCAGGAGUUCGUCCAGAGCGUGCCCACCAAAGGCUUCAACAUGGAGAAGAUCCGGGUGCCGCUGGGGGGCUCGCGGGCCAUCACCUUCCAAGUGUGGGACGUGGGCGGCCAGGAGAAGCUGCGCCCACUGUGGAAGUCCUACACGCGCUGCACGGACGGGCUGGUUUUUGUGGUCGACUCCGCAGAGGCCGAGCGCCUGGAAGAGGCCCGGGUGGAGCUGCACCGCAUCGCCCGCGCCUCGGACAACCAAGGGGUCCCCGUGCUGGUGCUGGCCAACAAGCAGGACGCGGCUCAGGCGCUCUCGGCCUCCGAGGUGGAGAAGCUCCUCGGCCUGCACGAACUGGGCGCCUCCGCCCUGAGCCACGUCCAGGGCUGCAGCGCCGUCAGCGGCCUCGGACUCCAGCCGGGUCUGGAGAAGCUCUACGAGAUGAUCCUCCGGCACAGAAAACUCCUCCGUGGCAGGGGCGGCAGCAGGAAGAGGUGCUGAGAGGACAGGGCAGAAGGCCAGAGGUGCCCUCCUGCCCCGUGGACUGACCGGGGGGGACCUUUUGCACUGCUGGGACAUGGCGUGUCGCUGCCACCCCAAGAACUGGGAACAGGGACGCUCCGGUUUCCCUUUGGGUGGGCUGGGAUGCUUGGACUUGUGGACCCAGGACUUGGCCUGGGCCCAAAAGAAGGUGGCCAGGGUGAUGGGGGCCGUCUCCCUGGCCCUUUGAGGGGGGAGGGGGCAUCCAAAGGACAGGCAGCUGCAGCCGGGGAGUCUGUUCGGCCCCUUUGGCCUCACUCGUCUCUGGUUUGUCUCUCUUUUUUAAAAAUGCUUUUAUGGGCCCUUUGUGGGCUCCUGG